UAAAAAGGUUAAAGAGAGAGAGAGAGAGAGUACGCAUGAAAGUGAAAUGGCGACGCAGGCUAACGUACGCCUCCUGGCGUAUUGUGACUCUGUGAGGUCCCUCUAUCCCCUCAUCUACCUCACAUCACACACACUUUCUCUCUCCUCUGUACUGCGCUUUCACUCUCUCUUCUGGUCAUGGCUCUCGCCUCUUUAUAACCCCCUCAAUCCUUCAUCGGACAUUCCACAGUUCUUCCCACAUUCUCUCUCUCAUACCUAACAAUCAAUCAAUACAAUACACACAAUCCUCCCCUGAGAUUCGACGACAAUGGAUCCGCCGUUGGUCAGCGAGGCUUCCUUCACCGCCACCGCCAAUCCGACUUCCUAUAGCCUCGCCGGGCUACUGUCCAUUCCGACCGGCGGCGGGAGAUUGGGCCUCAGAAUGCGCGGCCUCGACGGAGUCCUGAUGGAGGAUUCAGCGGUGACGGAGCACGGCGCCGGGAAGAGGGUGAGGGAUGUCGGGAAUUCGUUCGGCGACGGCGCUGCUAAGCUUGUUUCCGCCAUUGCUGCUAAUCAGAAUUUGAAUGUGUCGAUUGGAAAGCGAACGAAGGUAUCUGGAACCAUGGUCGAAAAUGACAGCAUGAAAACAGAGGUGGAAACAAAGCCAGGGCCCGUUCAGGUGAACAAGAAGCCCGAGCCACCUAAAGACUACAUUCAUGUUAGGGCUAGAAGGGGCCAAGCUACUGAUAGCCACAGUCUUGCUGAAAGAGCUCGAAGGGAGAAAAUCAGUGAGAGGAUGAAAAUUCUGCAGGACUUGGUUCCAGGAUGUAACAAGGUUAUUGGGAAAGCUCUUGUUCUUGAUGAAAUAAUUAACUACAUACAGUCACUACAGCACCAAGUUGAGUUUUUGUCAAUGAAGCUUGAAGCUGUCAACUCCAGUGCAAGGCUGAACCCCACAAUGGAUGAGUUUCCUCUGAAAGAUCUUGCUGCACAGGCUUUCGAUGCUGGUGGGAUGUUAUAUGGGCCUCAAACACCGAUGGACUACACUCGUGGAUCGCAAGUCGAGUGGCUUCACAUGCACAUUGGAAAUGAAUUCGACCGAGCUACGUGAGACGGUCUAACUUGGUCGAUUUACACGAGUCGAACCAGCAUUGCUUAUAAGGCCUUUCAAUGUGGGAUAUAUAAAGCUCAAUGAGAGUAAAUUUUAAUUUGAAGCAGUCCUUUACAUAUAUGUGUGCGUGUGUGUGUGUACAAGUGUAGUCAUCAGCUUGUAGUCAUUAUUUGUGAGCGAGAAUAAUUUGUGCUGCUUAUUUAUAAGUGUGUUAUUAAAUAUGUAAUUUUGUGAAUUUGUCUCCUUUUAUUAUGCAAAAUAUAGAUGGAUUGUGCAUUGUGGUUUAUGUUGUAUUGUGUUGCUAUAGCAAAAUGUCAAUGUCUUGUUGUCUUUAAUGGAUUUACUAUUUUUCUAAAUUCAUUGAUCUUGGCUAGUAGUGGAUAGUUGAUAUAUGAAUGUAUUAAAAUGAAAUUAAUAACACUGUAUAAUAUUUUUCUUUAUAAUUAAUUUACUAU
Messenger RNA from Striga asiatica, 1545 nucleotides. Lineage: Eukaryota; Viridiplantae; Streptophyta; Magnoliopsida; Lamiales; Orobanchaceae. The record is from the annotation of a GenBank genome assembly.